Messenger RNA from Symbiodinium natans, 477 nucleotides. Lineage: Eukaryota; Dinophyceae; Suessiales; Symbiodiniaceae. The record is from the annotation of a GenBank genome assembly.
AUGGAGGCUUUGGGUGGGGAUUGCAACUGGUUCGACCGCUUUGCUGCACAGCAUGCUGCAUUGCUGUACUACUGGCUCGUGACAGCCCUGUUCAUGGCCAGUCCCGAGAAUGCGUACAACUUCUCGCUUCUGGUGGAGGAGCAUGCAUACGUCACCUACUCCGUUUUUGCGGCCGAGAACGCUGAGCUCUUACGACGGGUUCCACCUCCGCCGAUCGCGGUGCAGUACUACGUCACUGGCAACAUGUACAACUUCGACAUGUUCCAAACAUCGAAGAAGUCCCAGGAGGCGGUGCGGCGGCCGCCCUGCGAGCACUUGCUGGAUGUGUUUCAAAACAUCCGAGACGACGAGUAUGAACACAUCCUCACCAUGAAGGCCUGCCAGGAAUGGUGGGGCGGCCGAGGGCCCUCCCCUGUGCCCACCGAGCCCAGGCUUGCUUCUUGUGCGGCGGAUGAAACCCUAAACCCUAAACCCUAA